This is a messenger RNA of Penicillium subrubescens, 1155 nucleotides long. Its product is annotated as cytochrome and DOMON domain-containing protein. The transcript has a single exon. The record is from RefSeq and is a predicted model, not a curated record. The coding region runs from base 1 to 1155 and encodes 384 amino acids. Lineage: Eukaryota; Fungi; Ascomycota; Eurotiomycetes; Eurotiales; Aspergillaceae.
AUGAAAAUGCACCGACUACAAUUUCUACUCUACUGGCUGGCACAGAUCUGUCUCGUCACAGCACAGUUUCAGGGCUUCAAUCCCUUUGGAAACGGUGAGCUCACAUACACAAUUCGUGUCCCUCAAGGCACAGCUAGCGCCAGCAUGGGACCUGUAUACUUCCAGAUGAACUCUACACGCUCAGUGGAGUGGUUUGCUCUGGGACAGGGAGCCGCUAUGCACGGUUCUAAUAUGUUCGUGGUGUAUACCUCGGGCGACAACUUUACUAUCUCCCCGCGAGCAGGCACAGGCCAUUAUGAGCCGUUGUACGACAAGCAUGCGCAAGUUUCACUCACCAAUGGAAGCGGGGUACACGAUGGAGUCAUCACUGUCAAUGUUCGGUGUGACAGUUGCAGCUUUUCCGGCGGUGGGAUGGUGAAUCUGACCAACGUUUUCAGUCCCUGGAUCUGGGCUGUCAAGUAUGGAGCACCGUUGAAUACAAAAAGUGUAGCAGCGAGGAUCGCAGAGCAUGAUGCCUUUGGUACAUUCUUCGUCAAUCUCACCAAAGCAAUAGGCCCCGACAGUGAUGAUCCGUUUGUUAAUUUGGACAAGACCUCGAUUACGAGGGCCUUCCCAGAGCUUUUUGAUCAUGAGGGCUUCGAUAGGAAGAGGACUGCCCACGCGGUCCUGAUGGCGGUCGCGUUUGUCUUGCUAUUCCCUCUAUCUGCGUUAACACUUCAUAUCUUGCCGUCCACGCAAGUCGUACGAAUCCAUGCAAUGCUGCAGCUCUUCACGCUGGCUGUGACAGCCGCAGGCUUUGGACUUGGAGUCGCAAUGGCCAAGGAUGUUCAUCUUCUGAAACAUCACCACGAAAUCAUUGGCAUGGUGGUCGUCGCAUGUCUAGUUCUCUUCCAGCCUGGCAUGGGUCUCUUACAGCACCGAUAUUUCCAGAAGACAGGCGGCAAGGGUCCCUUUGCCUAUUUCCACCGCUGGCUCGGAAGAAUCAUGAUCAUCUUGGGGGUGGUGAAUGUAGGCCUGGGAUUUGAGAUCACUGGUAUCGGUUCCUCUGAUGUACCCGAAGGAGCGGUGAUUGCCUAUGGAGCGGUCGCAGGAGUGAUUGCGAUUGUGUACACGGUGAUUGUCAUGUUGACUGGGCGACGGGCCACAUCAGGUUGA